Molecule: messenger RNA, 1035 nt
Organism: Ostreobium quekettii
Lineage: Eukaryota; Viridiplantae; Chlorophyta; Ulvophyceae; Bryopsidales; Ostreobiaceae
Source: the annotation of a GenBank genome assembly
AUGUCGGCCCGAGACGGCGGUACGCCGGCCGAUGAUCCCGGGAGCUGUCCCGGCAGCGCGGCCAGCCGGAUGCGGACGCCGAUCGGUCGAAGGGGCCGGCCGGAGGACUCGACAGGCGGGGCGGGCCGGACGGCGGCGGCCGCGUCCUCGGUGGAGCGCCUGGCGGCGUUCAAAGUGCCCACCUGGUCUCCCGUCGUGGGCUCCGUGCCGAUCCAGCCUCCGCUGCAGUCCGGGCCGCAACCCCUGGCGGGCGAGGUCAAGAGCUGUCCAGUUCCGACAUGGUCCCCAGUGGUCGGGCUUCUCCCACAGCAACAGGAAGCAGCGGCCCAGCCGCUCCCAUUCCUCACGCCUGUAAUCAAUGGAUCCCCACCCAAUCCAGAUGGGAGUGCCAGCCUCCAAGGGCAGCGCCUCCUGUUCUCCACUCCCAGUGAACGAUCUUCGGUCUCUGAGACCCCAGUUGCUUGGACCCAGGUUUCCAGCCCACUGUCCACACCACUUGUCUGUUUGACAGAUGCCAGCCUGGGAAGGCGCCGCUCUCGCUCUGCAUCUCCCCAAGGCAGGGAACACGGCACACCCCGGCCUGUGGUGUGGCAUGACAACGCCCUUUAUGGCGCUGCGGCUGCUGUGCCAGGCACAAGCUGCAUCAAGGCAAGCCAGCCAGCGUGGCUGAGCGCCAAAUUCGCUGAAGUUGCCCUGGACCUGCCUUGCCCCCCACAAUGCGACCAUCAUCCUGAACCUGAGGGGCAAAUGACCAUCUCAGGUGCAGAGGACAGGCGAGAUGGGGUGGCUGCGUCAAGGGUCAUAUCCGGCCUGCAGCUGAACACUGCCCUGCACCUCAACACAGGGUCGGGGAUCGGCAGGUACAGAGCCGGGGUGUUGGAACCCACGAAGAGCAGCGAGGCCGUUGGGGGCCAAGGCGGCAAGUCGCUGGCUGCGGCAGUCGACAUGGAGGUUGGAGACGACGUGGAGAACGAAUGGACAAUUGGGGCUGCGAGGAGGGCCGGGAUCAUAGGCCGCGAGGAAGAGGAGGCUUGA